This is a messenger RNA of Gadus macrocephalus (Pacific cod), 1256 nucleotides long. It is a transcript of the gene mmgt1, whose product is annotated as membrane magnesium transporter 1. The transcript has 4 exons. The record is from RefSeq and is a predicted model, not a curated record. The coding region runs from base 75 to 467 and encodes 130 amino acids. Gene Ontology annotation, cellular component: early endosome; Golgi apparatus; plasma membrane. Lineage: Eukaryota; Metazoa; Chordata; Actinopteri; Gadiformes; Gadidae.
AGCGCCACUGCAGCGGUUCUGACGACAUUACUUUGCGACGCCAGUUCAGUCCUCCUCAUCACCCUGAGUUGAAAAUGGCGUCCUCGUUUUGGAAAGGGAUUGUCGGCGUUGGACUUUUUGCCUUAGCUCAUGCAGCUUUCUCAGCAGCACAGCACCGAUCAUACAUGCGCCUCACAGAGAAGGAGAAUGAAAUGUUACCAAUAGAUAUUGUUCUUCAGACGUUAUUGUCGUUUGUCAUGACCUGUUAUGGUAUUGUCCAUAUUGCUGGCGAGUUCAGAGAAAUGGACGCCUCUUCAGAGUUGAAAAAUAGAACAUUUGACACGCUCCGGAACCACCCGUCCUUCUACCUUUUCAACCACCGGGGGAGAGUACUGUUCCGCACCCCUGAGCAGGAGGCUUCUUCCGCCCGCAACCAACAGGCUCUUCCGAACCCACUACGACUACGCAAGCUGGAAAAUUUUCAAUGACACUGGCCUCAUGUCGUCCUCUUCUGUGCCCAGAUGAGUUUGCUUUUUGUCUAGAUCAAAAGGCAAAGUGAGAAUUAAUACCCCCCCCUCUUUAAUUGGUCUUGUACAUAAACUAAUAUGCUGGCUGUCCAUGCAUCUCUCUGACUUUCUGUCUCUUUCUGUCUCUCUCUCUCCAUGAAACUCAUCAUUACUAUAUUUAACAGAUUGUGCCAACCUUUCCAUUUUGUUGUCAGGCAGAUUUGUUUUGUAGUCAUCAUAACUGCUUUGGAGUCUUAAUAUUUGGAGACGCCUGCCCCUUUCAUUUUUUUCUUGUCCCUUUUGAGCAGAAACCGGGCUAUUGAUCCUGUCCCUUCUGAGCAGAAACCUUAUUGAUAUCCAUUGUUGGAAUGAGGGGCAAGGCAUGUCUCAUGAACCGUUGCCUAUGUCCAAGCCGCCGCAGUUUAUAUUUUUAUUUAUUUAUUGUUAACAGAGUUGUAAGAUCUAACAAUGGACACUUGACUUUUGAGAGAAUACCAUAAUAAUUUCCUGUGGACUGUCUGAGUCUAAUUUGUUAAUUGUGUAUGCACUGAAAGGCUUGGUCCAUGAGGUCUAUCGGUGCCCGAACAAGGCAAGAUAGGGGAAUAUUAAGCUGAGGAAAGUGGUGUCACAGUUGCUGAAAUGAGUGUGUGAACCCCGAUUAGAAAAAGUAAUAAUUUGUUCGUAAGGGUUUCCCUUCAUAUUUGUUAAGAUUUAAGACUUUUUAAUUUAAUAAAAGCAGACUGAUUUUAAAAAUGUCAGUAUUUUCCUUGA